CUUUUUCAGCAGUUCUUGAAGCGUUCGAUAGUUCCCGGUCUCGUUCUUAGGAUUGCUUUGGGAACCAGCGCUGAGUAGCGGAGACCCUCUGCCCGUCAAGCUACGCAUUCGUGUUCACAUUUAGCUCGACUACGUCGGGAUACGCAUUGUCGAUGGAGAUGAUAAUCACAAAUUCCUACUUCCAGACUCGCCGCUACGUUUUAGCGGCAUCUUUGCUAAUAUUGGAUAAGAAAUAAAUGCAAGCAGAAUUCUUCCGGAUGUUCCACAGGAUCCAACGGAAUGGACCAAUAACUAUUAAGGUGGUAAAUAUUCUAACCAAUAACCGAAGUGAUAUGUGGAGCAGGUGCGCGGGAUUACUGGAGCUAAACAGCACCGAGUGGCGCCAGAAGGAGCGCGAAAACUGUUGGGAGGAAAAUAGCCGUUGAGUACUAUAACCGUUUUUUGUCAACUGGCAAUAAGUAGUCUCCUGCGUUUCGCUCCGAUUUUGCGGGUGAAAAAUAGAGAAAAGUCUUCGGGCACACGACGAUUUAUUUAUCAUCAUCGCGACGUGUCACGCGGGACGCUGCACACUUUGUAACGGAUAUUUUGAAUGCCAGACAUUUUCAACAAUUUUAAAAUGCUUUCUGAGGACAGUGGUCGCGGAGAAUCUACUCCUCGAAGAGUACAGAAGCGGCUAUUUGGUCCAUCAGGCAGUUCCACCAAGAGAAGCUUAUUCGCAGUACAAAAAAUUAAUCCAGAUGGUGGAGCAUCUGAAGAGGAGUCAGACUUAGGACCGAUAUCACCGCUAGCCUUGACUGAUCAAAGUCCUAGUAGCGAUGCAAGUUCAUCUGACAGACAAUUUGAGUCUCCUCUAGGAACACCAGAAACUACACCACGCUCACAUAGCAUUGCUUCCUGGGAUCGUUUAUUACCAUCAAACAACACAAACACAUCCAAUAACAGCCUGUUCCCUGUAUUGAAGCGCUUAACCCGUGCGGCCCGUUCUUCUCCACGGCGUAAAAUCUUUCCAGAAUCCCCAAAAUCAAGGACCAUUACCCCACACAAGAAAUCAAACAGCCAGUCUAUUACUCCAAACCACAUACAACAAACAUUACUCUCCGAUGACAUUAUACCAGACACUCCUCACAAAAGUUUAUACGGUCCGGAGGAUGAUGAUGAUAUCGUAGCAGAAACACCACACAAGGAUAGUCCUGAACAGAGGCUGAUAACUCCUCUUGGUUCUGUAAGUAAGGAUAUACCACUGCCAAGACUGCAUCGAAGGAAAUCACUUAAUCCAUUAGAUACCAAUGAAGGCUCGUCACCAGAAAGAAAAGAGAAUGUAUUGAAAAGACAUUCACAUGAUAUUUUGUCAACAGCUGCAAUAAAACUGUUAAAAUCUGAAGAAAAUUCAACGAUUCCUCGAGCGCGAGCGUCCCUGUUCCAGGAAGUGAAAAAGGAAGACUUUAAACUAAGUACAAAAUCAUUUUAUAGCAACUCCUGCGAGAGACCAAAACGUGAAUAUCAUUUCAGUAUGGAAUGGAGAGAUUCUGAACGCAAUAAUAAGAAACGCAGUCUGUCUCUGCAUGUUGGAGGACACAAACGUUCCGCAAAGCGACGUAAAGUUGGUGAAAUAAAUGCUGGAGUCUCGCAUGGUAUAAAGAGGCCGAAGCCAAAACGACACGUUUCUCGCUCCGAAGCAUUCAAAAAGGAAAAGCAAGAGAUUCUACCAGAAAUUGAUAACAUUGAGAAUUCUUCUCCGGUGGAGGCCAUUAGAUUUACAAAACCUUCAGAAAAUACAAAAAAGGAAGUUAAAGAAAGAGUAUCUUCUCCAGAAGUAAAUCCUAACAAAAAAUUCUUCAAAACCAAGAAGACCAUGGAACCAAACCGUAUCGCUACGGUUACUGUAAAUAGUAAAAAUAAAUUAAAAAUAUCCAAUGGUAGGAGUCCUCUUAAUCAGAGAAAGUCACGGUAUCAUGGUAAUGUUAAUAAAAAACCAAAACUUGCUGAUGUAACAUUUGACGCCACGGAUCUCGCUUUUGAUGAUCCAAAAUUCGACGCUUCUAUGGAACAUGAAAUUGUUAAUAACAUAUUGAAAACGUUGGAGGAUGAUUGGGCUGAUGACGAUUACGAUACCAUGGAACCUCUGAUACGUGAAGAUGCACAGAAUGUUUUAUCUCCCACAAAAUCAAUGAACAUGCGUAAGGACGUAAUGAUGUCUCCAGCAAGCGAGCUUAGUAACAUGACAUCUAUCAUGAAUAUAGAGGACGUUGCUGUACCAACAGAUUUGGAAAAUAUCUUGAAUAAUAAUAACGCAGCAAAAUCAGAAGAAAGUACAUCAGACGUGAAGAACGUGGAAAAGAAAUAUUUUCCAUUAUUCACCAAAGGAUAUACAACAAAUAAUUUAUUCGAAGAUUUCAAUGCCAAGGGAAAUCGUGGUGUAAAGAGAAGUGCUGCGUGGCAAAUGACUAUAAAAGGUGGUGGUGACGAGAAUCAGUAUCAGUUGGAUGCUGGACAAAAGAAAUUUGGAGCUACUUGUUGUACUGAAUGCGGAAUUGUAUAUCAGAUUGGUGACGCCGAGGACGAAAAUGCUCAUUUGAAUUAUCACAAUAGCGUGAAGACUUUGAAAUUUCCUGGUUGGAAAAAGGAACGUAUCGUUUCAGAAGAUCCUUUUACAUCCAGUAGGAUAAUCCUAAUUGAACCUAAUGAUUCGAAACAAUGUUGGAAAAAGGUUUCUGAUAUUCUUCAAGUAGUGGACAGAGAUCUUGGAUUGACUGAUGUCAAAGUGACAGACUAUCAAAAUAAGAAGAUUUACAUAUACGUGAGGGAUAAAAAUAUCUUGGGUGUCCUCGUAGCUGAGUAUAUAAAAAUCGCACACCGUAUGAUUCCGGAAUUAAUAGAAUUAGAUUGCUGCAGUGCAGAAACUACUCCUGUAAAGUGUGGAAUAAAUGUUGUAUGGACAGCCAUGAGUCAUCGUAGACAAGGCAUUGCGAAAAAGCUUGUGGAUACUGUUAGAGCAAACUUUCAUUUUGGUUAUGUGAUGUCGGUGGAUGAUAUUGCUUUUUCGAUGCCAACACCCAGUGGAAAAAUCUUUGCCGAGAAGUAUACCAAAACUCAAAACUUCAAAGUGUACAAUUAAGAUCUGCUUUUUUAAAUUAUUUUUUAUACGCACACCAUGCUCUAUGUAUUUUAAAUCUAGGUCAUAUUUUAAUGUCUAUUUUAUCCUGGUCAGAAGUUAAGUACACUUUGUACUUCACUAUGUUAAAUACUUCGUUUCAGAUAAUACUUUUUAAAUCAUUAAACUUAUUGUUUAUUUAUUUUAUAUGAAACACUCGGCAGCUCUUUGGCUAACUUGAGUGUUAUUUAAAAAAAUUUAUACAGGAGUUCUAACAGAAAAAUUUGCUAUACUUGUUAUCAAAAUUGAAUGAGUAUCGAUACAUAUAAGAUUAAUUGAUUUCAUAGCUCAAAUAAUUGAAUGCAAUGAGCCAAGGAGUUGUGAGUAUAUGCAAAGUUAGAUUAACUUUAUAGUAUCUACCUAGCAUAGUAGCAUAGUACAAUAAUUCAAAACUAUUUUUAUAUACUGCCAAAAACACCGCAGGAGUUCCCAUAAAAGUAUUUGAUCCACUUUUUUUGGUAAUUACUUUGUAUUCUUUAGAAGUUUAAGAGAAUGCGUGUGUUAUUAUUAAAAUAUGUGUGGAGCGAGCUUAUUCAAAAUUCUGUAAAAAUUCUCAAAGUACCCAUUAGACAACGUCCAGUAAUUGCUAAAAAUUAAUGGCAACACAAUACAGGAAAUAAAUACUUGAAACAAGGUGACGUACAGUAUUUAAAUAGAAUUUUAUAAAACUGUAUAUAAAGAUAGCAGAAGCACUGCCCCAUUAAAAAAAAACUGUCAUAUACUCAUGUUAUUCCAUUUUAAUAUUUACAGAUCAACUGUAACUGUCAAAUGUACAAAAAUAUACUUUUCUGUCAACUUUAUUCAAGAUCUUCACCGCAUACACGUUAGGCAUGUACAAAAAAAAAAAAUUCUUUGGUUGAAAUAAUA
Messenger RNA from Cephus cinctus (wheat stem sawfly), 4018 nucleotides. It is a transcript of the gene eco, whose product is annotated as N-acetyltransferase ESCO2. Gene Ontology annotation, molecular function: protein-lysine-acetyltransferase activity. Bases 590 to 3115 code for a protein of 841 amino acids. Gene Ontology annotation, cellular component: chromatin; nucleus. NCBI's taxonomy places the organism in Eukaryota, Metazoa, Arthropoda, Insecta, Hymenoptera, Cephidae. The transcript is spliced from 6 exons. The record is from RefSeq and is a predicted model, not a curated record. Gene Ontology annotation, biological process: mitotic sister chromatid cohesion.